AUGGAAGAAGGAAAUGUUACAUCAAUCAAUGAAUUCAUUCUUCUGGGAUUCCCUGAACUCCAUGGCAUGAGGAUGCCAUUUGUUGGGAUUGUCCUUCUGAUGUACCUUCUCUCCAUUUCAGGCAAUUGCCUCAUCAUUACCGUGGUCUUCAUAGAACACAAGCUCCAUACACCCAUGUAUUUCUUCCUCAGCAAUUUUUCCUUGGCUGAGCUCUGCAGUAGCACAACCGUGAUUCCGAAGAUGCUAACCAACAUGGUCUUGGACCAAAACACCAUUUGCUACACGUGUUGCAUGACUCAGACUUUUAUGGUCUUCUCGAUGGGAGCCAUUCAGUUCAUUAACCUCACCGUCAUGUCCUUUGACCGCUACACAGCCAUCUGCCAACCUUUUAAGUACAAUAUCAAGAUGACUAACACACUCUCCUUCCACCUAUCAUUGAUGGCUUGGGUUGUAGGGUUUACAGUUAUAUUUUUUCAACUCAUAGUUGUAUGGACUACUUACCCAUUCUGUGGUAAUGUCAUCGAUCACUUCUUUUGCGAUAUUGGACCUGUUUUGAAAUUGGCUUGUGCUGAUACAACUGUGUGGGAGCUUGCGAGUUUGUUUUAUAGUGUCAUUAUUAUGUGUGGCUCAUUUUUCUUCUCAGUGGGCUCUUAUGCAUGCAUUCUAAAGACCAUUGUUCAGAUUCCAUCUGUCACCGGGCGGUCCAAGGCAUUUUCCACUUGUUCCUCUCAUCUCACUAUUGUGGGCAUCUUCUAUGGGGCAGCGUUUUUCAUGUACCUGAGGCCUUCGACCCAAGGUGACACCCGAAUCAACAAAGUCAUAUUCAUGGUGAUCUGUGUUGUUUUGCCAACCCUAAGCCCUUUCAUCUUCACAAUACGAAACAAUGACUUCAAAACUGCUGCGAAAAAGGCAAUGGGCAGAAUUUGCUAG
Molecule: messenger RNA, 930 nt
Organism: Podarcis muralis (Common wall lizard)
Lineage: Eukaryota; Metazoa; Chordata; Lepidosauria; Squamata; Lacertidae
Product: olfactory receptor 6X1-like
Biological process (GO): G protein-coupled receptor signaling pathway
Cellular component (GO): membrane
Molecular function (GO): G protein-coupled receptor activity; olfactory receptor activity
Source: RefSeq, a predicted model, not a curated record